AGCAACUAACUAUUGCCAAAGAUCACUCUGUAAUCGACGACAGAUGAAAGCGUUGUUAUCUAUAAAUUCGAGGUGCGAACACUCUUGUGUCACUCCGGUCCUGACACUCCCAGGAACCACGCUACUGAACCAGUCAAAGCGAUGAGACUUCUUCUACUGAUAGCGGUGUCAGCAUGCGCUGUCAUAACAAUAGAAGCGCGUAAUGUACAGAAGGGCGAGCCAGGCGUCGCAGAUGCAGUGGCGCCCACGGGCGGCGACCUGACCGCCGCCGGCACCUCGCAGGACCAGGCCUCCGCCGGCACCGAGCACAAGAAGGCCAAGGACAGCCACCACGAGGCCGGCGGCGGCCACGAGCACCACGCCCACCACCACAAGGAGGAGGAAGAAAAGGGAGGCAAAGGCUACAAGUCCCACCACCACCACGACAAAGGCGAACACGGCCACCACGGGAAACACCAUCACGAGGGCCACCAUGACGAACACGGCGGACACAAGAAAAAGCACCACGACGAACACGAUCACCACGGUGAACACCACGAAGCCGCACACGGACACAAAGGUGGCAAGUUCGGCCACAAGAAGGGACAUAAGAAGGGUUCCAAAACGACCGGCUUCCACCACAAGUCUCACAAGGACGAGUACCACAAGGAGCACAAGUUCUACGACGACUUCCACAAGGGUGGACAUCACCACAAGCACGGAGAUUUCCACGGCCACCACGACAAAAAAGAUGGCCACCACAAGAAGGGUGGUCACCACGAGAAGGGACACCACGAGAAGCACCACGGCAAGAAGGGCCAUCACGACAAGGGCCACUACGACGAGGACCACAAGGGCCACAAGGGCCACCACGGCCACGAGGAGCACCACGCCCACCACGAGGAGCACGGCAAGAAGGGCGGCCACGCGGGCGGCAAGGAACAUGGAUACAGCCACGGAAAGAAAGCAUAAACAGAACGCAGUCACUUGUUAUUGUUACACAUUUUUGUUGUUUAUUAUUUUUAUUUCA
Messenger RNA from Ostrinia furnacalis (Asian corn borer), 1009 nucleotides. Its product is annotated as histidine-rich glycoprotein. Lineage: Eukaryota; Metazoa; Arthropoda; Insecta; Lepidoptera; Crambidae. The transcript has 2 exons. The coding region runs from base 142 to 951 and encodes 269 amino acids. The record is from RefSeq and is a predicted model, not a curated record.